AAAAAAAAAAAUUUUUUUAAGAAAUUAAGUUACACAGCUCAAGUUGUGAUUCGUUAAACCACAGUAAAUACAUAACUGAUAAACAGUAUGGACAUCGAAUCACAAAUUCUUUUCAUGGGAUUCCCUUCCCGAACAAUUAAAAUCAGUCCUCCCCCGCGUCACUCAUAUUUAAUCAAAAAUUUUAAUGUUUUAUCACCAUGUCAAACUACCGAGAAUUUUGAGAUUCCACAAUUUGAACUGGAUGCAUUCGUAGAUAUUGACGAUAAAGAAAAGAAGUCGUAAACGAUUAUAAUAACUCAGGCCAUGGAAAAGCGAUAUUGCAAGAAUAUGAUUCACGCGUUUAUUCUGUGCGUCGUAACUAAUUUAAUGA
Rhizophagus irregularis DAOM 181602=DAOM 197198 is the source of this 370-nucleotide messenger RNA. The record is from RefSeq and is a predicted model, not a curated record. Lineage: Eukaryota; Fungi; Glomeromycota; Glomeromycetes; Glomerales; Glomeraceae.